AUGGCUGCCCCGAAUCCAGCUCCAGCAACGUUCAAUGAACAGCUGCGCGCGUUGGCCGCAUGUCUUGGCGUCUCAGUCGAUUUGGCGCCAAUUUCACAACUCGCCGCCCAGCCUGCCCAACGCGCCAAGCUCAAGCAGCUUUUGGAUGGUCAACAAGCGGGCACUGUUGCUUCAACUGUCGAGCAGAAAACCGAUGCCGCAGCUGCACUCCUGGAGUUGGAAUUACCUCUCAGCUGUGCCAAGCUGGUGGUCCGCAAUUGGUUGGGAGCUGACUUGCUUGAGGUGCUGAACGUCGAGCUUGAUUCCAAGCUAGUUACCGACCAGCUAGUCGAACAGCUGCGACUGCAGCUUGCUGCAACGAACAUCGCUGUCCCUUCUGAUCCCACAGCACUGAUUGCGACGGCAGAUGUGCUUCAAAAGGCACUUGAGUCAACAUUCCCGAACUUGGCUCCGCGACCUGAUCAGGCGAUUAGGAGUGCCAUGCAAGCACACAACUACACCCUCCAGGAUCGCGAGAGCACACUGGCAUCCCUCCGUCGGCUGGUGACAACAUUUCGUCUGCGUGUGCAUCAGCGUGCCGACGACCGAACAAUCUAUCCUGUUGCGCUCGCCGCGGCACUGCCUGGCUGUGGCAAGACUAGGAUGUGUUUGGAGACGCUGCAAACUGUUGUGGCCCCAGCAUGCCGCUCCAUGACCCAACGGAUUGGGCAUGAAACGGUCUGUCUACCCGAGAAACGCCACCCGGAACAUGCCAUCGCCAAGCGGCUUUUGGGCAGCUACUUUGCAACCCCUGAGUUGGACACCGUGGCCAACAUUUCUGUCAAGGCCGCGAUGGAUCUGAUCCGCCGAACGGAAGCAACGAAACGCACCAUUGAUCCUGCCAAGCUUCACAUCUUUAUUGCGAUUGACGAGGCCACUCGUCUUCUCAAUGCGCGCGUUGAUCCCAAGUACGAGUUGGCGGAUUGCCAGAGCUUGCGAGCUGUCACGGGCGACAAAAAGCCUGCAGCGGACAUGCAACUUGCACGACGAUUCUGGGCUCAAGCUCUGGGUCCGCUGCAGGGUAUUUGCCGGACUUUCUGGACCCCAACGUGGAUGAUGGUUGCUGGGACCAAGUCGGAGCAGCUGAGCAGUGCGAUUUCUCGUGUACUCGGUAUUGGCUCCUCCAUCCCCGUUGCGCCGGUUGAUGUUGCCCCCCUGUCUGGGUCAGCCACGGCCGGCUUGCUCGAAGAGCUCGAGCAGAACGCGCUCGCGGAAGGGAAAAUUGUGUCUCCCCACUGGCGGUUUGACGGACAAUUGAUGCGCAAGAUUCAAAAUGUGGCUGGUUUGCCCAGAUCUGUCAUUGCACUGGCCUCUGAAACAGCUGACACUCUCGGAAAAACCGAGAUCACCAACCAGCUGUUCCUCAAGCUCAUGUCACUCUGCGAUGGUGCGUCUGACAUUGCUGGCAUUGUUGCGGACGAGUUGGUGGCGCUUGGCUUGCUCUUCAGGUCACGCGACAACCAGCUACUUUUGUUUCCACGAGUGGACUUGAUUAGUUUGAUCGCCCACGACGGCCUGAACGGUCCUUGGGUCGACGCGACCAACGAAUUACUCAAGACGCUCAAAAGUUUUGAGUCAAUCGCCACGACUGGCCAGUGGCAAGGCUGGGAGCCGUUCUGUGUCACGAUCUUGAAUCUGCGCAUCUUGCUGGCGGUCGCGUUGACUCUCAAAAGGGAUCCCGAUGCUCGGUGGGUGUCGAUCCGAGCUGCUCUUCCUGGAACCGUCCCUGGCCCUUCUCCCCUCGACUUGUUCGUCAACGCGCAAGUUUGGCGCCGCAGCCGUUUCGCGGAAACUAACGGAAAAUCGACGCCAGCUCCGGCCGAAGGCCGCAUCACCCUCUGCCCUGAAAACCGCCAAGGUGUUGACGGCUGGGCCAUUGUCCAUGAGAAGAUCGAUAGAAAAUAUCUGCCAGUCACUUUGGCCCUGCAGUGCAAGCUGCAUCAAGUCGAGUCGACCUCGUCGCAUACAGACCAGAAUCUCUACCUGCAAAAGGCAAGAGCCGCACUGCCGGACGAUCAACAGCAGUCAGCGGUCGUGGCGUUGCUGACAACGUCGCGCAUGGCCAGGCUCAGCUCAAACAAGCUCGAUCCACGAUCGUUUGUGUUGGACCGAGCCGGGAUGAAAGAGUUCACUUCCGGCUUUAACGCUAUUGCUGACAUCUUUUGGAGCUACAACCCGCACCUCAGCAGUGUCGCUCGCAUGGCGACUGAGUUCUACGCGGACACAACAACCUUGGAGCAGGCCCGCAGCAUGGCUAAGGUCGUUUUCCAUAGUCGAAAAUCGUCGAUCCAGUUUGAGCGUGUGAGCGACUUGCGCCAGUUCUUGAAGGCGAGCGCCGGCAAGCCGAUCAAGGUGACGUGGACCGAAACCGUGGAUGGCAAGACGACCACUAUCACAGAGACAGUGGAGUACCCGCUCGCAGCCGUUCCAAGCGACAAAGUGCUCCAGUGGCCUUAUGCUCUUGAGCCUGCGAGCGAGAACGUCGGUGGUCAAUCUUCCGCUGACACAACUCGCGGAAGGAAGAGUCAAACUCACCGCGCUCGCUGAGAUCGACGACCAAGCAAGCUGCCAAAUCGCGAAAUCGCAAUUUUGAAGCCAUCAGCAGGAGGUCUGAUCCUUCGCAUCUCUUCAGCUUUUGUGUAACCGUGUUGUUGUUG
Capsaspora owczarzaki ATCC 30864 is the source of this 2696-nucleotide messenger RNA. RefSeq lists its product as hypothetical. Bases 1 to 2586 code for a protein of 861 amino acids. The record is from RefSeq and is a predicted model, not a curated record. The transcript has 9 exons. NCBI's taxonomy places the organism in Eukaryota, Filasterea, Ministeriida, Capsasporidae.